Acyrthosiphon pisum (pea aphid) is the source of this 2937-nucleotide messenger RNA. RefSeq names its product protein ALP1-like. NCBI's taxonomy places the organism in Eukaryota, Metazoa, Arthropoda, Insecta, Hemiptera, Aphididae. The record is from RefSeq and is a predicted model, not a curated record. The transcript is spliced from 4 exons. Bases 910 to 1302 code for a protein of 130 amino acids.
AAUUUGUAAUAACAUAAUGUAAUUUUAAUACAGAAACAUUUAAUACUUGAAUGAAUUAUAUAAUGAAUAAUGAAAUAAAAUAUUAAUCAAAGUGUUAUAUACCUAUUAUAUGCAAUCUGAUCGUGAAAUGCGCCGGUGACAUGUUUUAAAAUUUCGAGGCCCGCCAAGAUAAUUGGAAAUAAUUUUGAAUAUAAUAUAUUUAUCAUAUAAUUUUCAAUUAGUUUUCAUUGUUUUUAAUUUAUUGAAUUAAUUAAUUAAUAAACUUAUAAACCUAAACAUCAUUAUCACACUAGAUUAAAGCAUGUAGUAGGUAAACCCUAAUACACCGGUUAGUAAGAAAUUGUCUGACGAAAAAAUAUUUUAUUUACAUAAUACAUAAUAAUAUGUUAGUCUUUUAAGACGAUUAAAUAUUGAUGUAUCGAAUUUUUAUAAUAAAAAAAAUGUCUGGGGGGCCCCAGAUACACCUUUGUAGCUGAUAAUAUUUAACUGCAGACAACUUUCCAAUACAAAAAUGUUGCAUUAAUUAUAAGUGUGUCAUAAUUUAUUUUGGGUGAAAAUAUUUAUUUUAAGAAACCAAGAUUUGUUAUACAUUCAAUCAAAUACAUUAAAAUAAAGUAUUCUUAUACUAUACUUGAUAUGACCAAUACAAAAUGUAAAAACACUAAUAAAAUAGAAAUAUAGAAUAGGUAAUCAAUAUUCAUAAAGUAUUUUAAUAUAUAAAUAAAAUUCUUGCCUACAAGUGGCGGAAAAAACUUGUAUCAGAAAUUCUUAUGCUAAAAGAACUCAUAGUUUAUGUACGUAAUGUUAUAUUUAUUUUGCAAUAUGUUGCACUAGUCCAAGAAAAGGUAUGAAGUAAAUUAUGAUAAUAAAAUUAACAUAAAAAAACAAUUAUUGAUCUUCAUAUGGUACAUGGCUAACUGUGAAACCCAUCGACAAAUAGGAAACAGAUUUAAUAUUGCUGACAGUACCAGCCAUAAAGUAGUGCUAAAUUGUUUAAAUAAUAUGAAAGAACUAUCUGGUAAAUUUAUAAGAUGGCCUAGAGGACAAGAAGCCAUCAUCACUGUGCAAAAAUUCAACUGUCUUAGACCAAAUGCUUUCCCUGGAGUAUUGGGGGCAGUCGACGGUUGUCAUAUUUCUAUACUUGCCCCUUGGGAAAAAAGGACUGUUAUGGAAAAACUUGAUAGGAAUAUGUUUUACAAUAGAAAACAAGUCCCUUCAGUUCUGCUACAGGGCAUAGUGGAUUCCGAUCUGAAGUUCAUUGAUGUGUUUUCGGGUUGGCCCGGAUCAUCUCACGACGCAUGAGUGUUCAGAAGAAGUCUAAUAGGACAAAAACUUUUGAGUAAUGAUUUAAGUAUUUUACCAGAAAAUUGUCAUAUUCUGGGUGAUGGAGCUUACCCACUAUCAGAGAAUGUUAUGAUCCCUUACAGGGACAAUGGGAAUUUAACCUUAGCCCAAAAACAUUUCAAUCGGUGCCUGAGUAGUUCUCGAGUUGUAGUUGAACAAGCAUUUGGGAAACUCUACUGCAGAUUUAGAAAGUUGAAACAUAUGGAUGUAUACCACAAAUCACUAUGUGGUUUGAUAAUCACUGCAGCUUGUUGCUUACAUAACAUAUGUAUCGAUAUGCAAGACGAUUUUGAUGCUGACCCUUAUACUCCAGAGUUAGAUUCUGAAGAGAACUCUCUUGCGGCGUCAAGACUUGGAGCUAGAAAACGUGAUGAACCGUGCAAUAUGUUAAAUAUUAAUAUGCAUAUCUAUAUGCAAUACUAUAGAAUUAUUUAUAACUCAAUAUUAUUUAAUGUAGGGAGGUAUUUAUUGUUAUCAUCGCAAUCAACUAUUAAUUUAACGACAACAGUGCGAUGCACAUUUAAUCUCUAUCAUUCUAAUAUUCUUAUGUACUACCUUUUCAAAACUAUUUUUCAGUUCAAGAAAUUGUCAAAACGCCAUACAGUUUUCACAGUCAUAUUUUAAAUAUUAUAAAUUUAUCUUUCCAAAUUUUUCGUUUUAUUUUAGUACAAUCUAAUAACAGCAUUAACAGUUUAUUUGGAGUUCUGAAUUUUCAUGAACAUUUAUCAAACUUUUUUUUUUCAUACAUAUUUUACAAUUUUUCCUUCUGAUUGCUUCUGAUAAAAGGGAUUUUUUUUAACUAUAAUUUUAUUAUUUUAUUUACUAUUUUAUAUUUAUUGUUUUUUACAUAGCUUAUGUUGUUGUCGGAAGCAGAAGUACUAGAAGAAUUAGCUGAAAGUUUGCGUGCAGAUCUAAACCAAUCCAUGUCAAAAAAUAAAGAAAAUUCUUUAUGGUUCUAAAAAGUUUAUCCUGCUUUAAUUAUUAAACCAUUCCAUCAAGUAGACUAGUUUUCUCUAGUUCACAUAUUAAAACUACAAUGAUACUAAUGAUACUGUUUAAGUCACAGUGAAUUUUAAAGAAAACUUAUUUUUGUUUAAUUUUAGAUGUCAGCUUUAACAAUUAUUUAUUUAUUCAAAGAGACAAAUUCCCUUUUAAAAUAUUUCCAUGUUUAUUGCUUAAGUAAAGUUUUUAUUAAUGAUUUUUACCAAACGAGUUGUAACUUUAUUACUAACUUAUUAAAAUUCUAUUUUUUCGGUUAGAUGAGUUAGGAUUGCAUAUUGAGCAAUUCACCGCCACACAUAUUUAAUGAAAGCUUUGUACAAAUACAUAUUAAUUAAAAAUAAAUAGCAUAAGUAAUGAUUGCUGAGCACAUCCAAGCACUCCCCCCCUAAAAUUGCAUCAAUGGUUAUUACUUAUUAGUAACAUUGGGAAUACCUUAAUCCGUCAAUUUGUCUGUAUAAAACGCUUUCACCUAAAAUCGUAUUUUUUUUUUUAUGAUUUUUGACUAAAAUCAACUAUCACAAAAACUAUAGAGGAUAAUGUAUCGAUUUUAUAUUUAAUUGUAAUUAGACUUUGUAUUUAACUUUCAAAAUA